Molecule: messenger RNA, 342 nt
Organism: Mercenaria mercenaria
Lineage: Eukaryota; Metazoa; Mollusca; Bivalvia; Venerida; Veneridae
Exons: 3
Coding region: 1-342 (113 amino acids)
Source: RefSeq, a predicted model, not a curated record
AUGACACAGGAUAAUCUGGUCUACACGUUUGUCGACUGUUGUAGUGGUGGUGGUGGUAGUGAUGGACGUGGUGGUAGUGGUAGAGGUAGUGGUGGAGUUCGAGGAGGUGGUGGUGAUGAUGGACGUUGUGGUGGUGGUGGUGGAGGUGGUGGAGUUCGAGGAAGGGGUGGUGGUGAUGGACGUUGUGGUGGUGGUUGUGAUGGUGAUGGAGGUGGUGGAGGUAGUGGUGGUGGUGGUGGUGGAGGAGAUGGUGGUGGAGGUUGUGGAGUUAGUGGUAGCGGUUGUGGUGGAGCUGGUGGUGGUGGUAGUGGUGGAGGUUGUGUUGGUGGACGGACGUGGUAG